Molecule: messenger RNA, 5067 nt
Organism: Cervus elaphus (red deer)
Lineage: Eukaryota; Metazoa; Chordata; Mammalia; Artiodactyla; Cervidae
Gene: PASK
Product: PAS domain containing serine/threonine kinase
Exons: 18
Coding region: 370-4317 (1315 amino acids)
Biological process (GO): protein phosphorylation; intracellular signal transduction; negative regulation of glycogen biosynthetic process
Cellular component (GO): cytosol; nucleus; cytoplasm
Molecular function (GO): ATP binding; protein serine/threonine kinase activity
Source: RefSeq, a predicted model, not a curated record
CCACUGCCCGCCCCGCGCCGCUCGGUCGGUGGCGGCCCGCUUGCCGCCCUGUGGCUGUUCGCGCCUGCCCGGGCCCGCCCCUCAGCGCCGCUCAGGGUCUCGGCCUGGGCCUGGCCCCAACCCGGCGCUCGGUCCUUGCCCCCAGAGGGACUGCGUGUGCCUGUCCCACCGCUGGAAGGGGCCAGGAGGAGGCUCGCGGAGCUUGACACCCAGGAGCCCCUCAGUGGACGUGUGUGCGGAGAGCCGUGAGCCUCAUCCAUGCUGUGAGCCUCAUCCAUGCUGCCCGACGUCCCCACUGCACACCUGGGACAUUGGUCAGCUUCCUUUGUGUUCCAGUGGACAGCGGUCCCGCUGGCUCGCUAGCUCCCCAUGGAGGACGGGGGUUCAACGACCUCUGCAGAGGAUAGCCGGGGCCCGGGCGGGAGCCCCCCGCUGCCGGUGCCCCCGGAGGGCCCCGCCGCGCCUGCCGCCUUGGAGCCCGGCAAGUCCUGGUCCUCAGCCCACAGACACGCGAGCAGGAGGCCCGGGCUGUCGAAGCUCUGCCAGAGCCGCAUGCUGCUGUCAGAGGAGAGGUGGAGCUCUUACUGCCUGUCGUCACUGGCUGCCCAAAACAUCUGCACGAGCAAGGUGCACUGUGUGGCCUCGCCGGGGCGGACGGGCCUCGCGGGGCCCCUGGGCAGCGCGUCCUGCUGCUCCCUGCUGCGGGGCUUGUCCUCGGGGGGGUCCCCACCGCUGCUCCCGGCCCCUGUGUGCAACCCCAACAAGGCCGUGUUCACCGUGGACGCCAAGACCACAGAGAUCCUGGUGGCCAACGACAGAGCAUGCCGGCUCCUGGGCUACAGCAGCCACGACCUCAUUGGCCAGAAGCUCACUCAGCUCUUCCUGAAGCCAGACCCCGAUGUGGUGCAGGCCCUCAGCGAGGAGCAUGUGGAGGCUGACGGGCAUGCCGCCGUCGCUUUCGGCACCGUGGUGGACAUUGUGAGCCGCAGCGGGGAGAGGAUCCCGGUGUCCGUGUGGAUGAAGAGGGUGAAGCAGGAGAGCAGCCUCUGCUGCGUGGUCAUGCUGGAGCCCGUGGAGCGGGUCUCGGCCUGGGUGGCGUUCCGGAGCGACGGCACCGUGACGUCCUGUGAUGGGCUUUUCGCGCACCUGCACGGCUUCGCGUCUGGGGAGGAGGUGGUUGGGCAGCACAUCACAGACCUCAUCCCUUCCCUGCAGCUCCCCCCUCCUGGCGAGCACAUCCCCACGAAUCUCAAGAUUCAGAGGUCCGUCGGAAGAGCCAGGGAUGGUGCCACCUUCCCCCUGAGCCUGAAGCUGAAGUCCCAGCCCAGCAGCGAGGAGGCUGCAGAUGGCGAGGUGGCCCCUGGCGGGGGCUACUCAGCAUCCAUCUGGGUGUUCUCCACCAUCAGUGGGCUCAUCACACUCCUGCCCGAUGGGACCAUCUACGGCAUCAACCACAGCUUUGCCCUGAUGCUGUUUGGUUACGGAAAGGCUGAGCUCCUGGGCAAGAACAUCACCUUCCUGAUUCCUGGUUUCUACCACCACAUGGACCUUGCCUAUGACAGCUCCUUACCUCUGCGGGACCUGGCCAGCUGCCUGGACGCUGGCAGCCAGAGUGGGCCUGGGGUCAGCAUGGAGGACGAGCCUGCCGGCACAGCCCAGGAUACAAAGGUGGACACCGAGACCUCAAAGCCAGCGGAGAGCCAGGACACAUCCCCUAUAGCCCUGGUCCCCACAGACCCCAGGGGCUCCCUGCCCGCCUCCCCGCCGGCACUGCCCCCUCCGGGAGGGGACAGCAUCCCAGGAGGAAGCUGGUCACUGCCCGAGUGCCUGCGAGAUGUGCCUGAGGGAGGCCCAUCCGCCCGCAGCGGCUCCUCGUCACCCGAGGGCCAGCAGCGCUCCAUCUCAGAGCAAGAGCAGCCGGCGACAGCAGAGCGCCUCAGCCGGGGCCUUCAGCGGGGGAGUCAGUCUGACCUGGGGGACACAAAGCCGUCUGCUUCCCAGGAAGACUCGGAAGCUGCUGCCCUGGGUGCAGACAGGAGCAGUGGGGAUGAGGCGCAGGGCCCAUGUCAGGAGGUACGGGUUGGGUGGGCCGGCACCAGCGAUUCAGACCAGGGCCCUGACACUGCCACCACUGCCGCGCCCCACACCGAGGGUCGCCUGGCCGGGCAGGGCCCCCAGGGGCAGCAGAGCAUGCUGCCAGGAAGCCCGCCCUCGACCCCCAGCCCCCCAGGGACGCUGCAGCUCCUGUUCUCGACGCCGCCUUUGGACGAGCCCUGGCUGGGCAUGCGGCAGGACAGAGAGGAGCUGCACACAUGCCUGAUAAAGGAGCAGCUGUCCGCCUUGAGCUUCGCAGCUCCUAGGGCCGUCUCCUACGCUGAGCUGGUCCUGACGGGGCAGCCCCUGCCUUCCGCCCCUGCAUCCUUGUCGGACCUGAGAGCCAUAGACCCACGGGGCGGCCGCUCGGGCAGCUCCUCGGCCUGCUACGCCCUGGCCACCGACCUGCCCGGUGCCCUGGAGGCUGUGGAGGCCCCGGAGGCUGGCGAAAAUUCGUUUUCCUGGAACCUCAAGGAGCUUGUUUUCAGGGACUGGACAGACCGAACUUCUUCCAACUGUUCGUGCGCCACAUCUGAACUUGGGGGCACACCCUCGCCUUCCCUGGUGGGCUCUGAUGCAGACGCGGGUGUCCUGCACAGGCAGCAGUCAGACGUGCUGAACGACCGGGAGCUGCUGCUGCUGACCGGCACCUGCGUUGAUCUGGGUGGGGGCCGGCGCUUCCGCGAGAGCCGCCUGGGCCUGGAGGAGACAGAGCCGUCCCAGACCUGUCUGGUGUCCUCCGAGCACCAGGAUGUGAAUGGCCGCCACAGCCUGAGCUGCAUCCUCCCCGUGCCGGGAGCCGGCCCUGAGGAUGACUGCCUGUUGGAGGCACCCGGGCUGAGCCUCCAGGUCACCUCCACGCCUGUGAGAGCCGAGGGCCCCGGCCCUGCACCCCUUAGGGUGGCCGACCUGCAGCCGGAGAUCCAGGAGGGCACCUACACGGGGAGCUGCUGCCACCGGGACGGUUCGCAGCUGAGUGUGCAGUUUGAGGUGCGGCGCGUGGAGCUCCAGGGCCCAGCCACCCUCUUCUGCUGCUGGCUGGUGAAGGACCUGCUGCACAGCCGCCUGGACUCGGCCCUGCGCAGCCGCGUGCUGCUGGCCAGCCUGCCCAGCUCCGCCCACUCUACCUGCGAGCUGUCCGCGGCCAGCCUGGGGGAGGUGCUUGGAACCAAACCCUGGUUUGAGGAGCCCCCCAAGGCCGUGGAGCCGGAGGGGCUGGCAGCCUGCGAGGGGGCGUACUCCCUUAAGUACAGCACGCUCAACCCGAUCGGCAGCGGGGCCUUUGGCUUCGUGUGGACGGCGGUGGACAAGGAGGCGAAUAAGGAGGUGGUGGUGAAGUUUAUUAAGAAGGAGAAGGUUUUGGAGGACUGUUGGAUUGAGGACCCCAAGCUUGGGAAGGUUACUUUAGAGAUUGCCAUUCUGUGCAAGGUGGAGCACGCCAACAUCAUCAAGGUGCUGGACGUGUUUGAGAACAAAGGCUUCUUUCAGCUGGUGAUGGAGAAGCACGGCUCCGGCCUGGACCUCUUUGCAUUCAUUGACCACCAUCCCAGCCUUGACGAGCCCCUGGCGAGCUACAUCUUCCGACAGCUGGUGUCAGCGGUGGUGUACCUGCGCUCCCAGAGCAUCCUCCACCGGGACAUCAAGGACGAGAACAUUGUCAUCGCCGAGGACUUCUCCAUCAAGCUCAUUGACUUCGGCUCGGCUGCCUACCUGGAGCGGGGCAAGCUCUUCUACACCUUCUGCGGGACGAUCGAGUACUGCGCGCCCGAGGUCCUCAUGGGGAACCCGUACCGGGGGCCGGAGCUGGAGAUGUGGUCCAUGGGGGUCACGCUGUACACGCUGAUCUUCGAGGAGAACCCCUUCUGCGAGCUGGAGGAGACCAUGGAGGCCGCGAUAAACCCCCCGUACUUGGUGUCAGAAGACCUCAUGAGCCUCAUGUCUGGGCUGCUGCAGCCUGCGCCCGAGCAGCGCACCACCUUGGAGAAGCUGGUGACAGACCCCUGGGUGACGCAGCCCGUGAACCUGGCGGACUACACCUGGGAGGAGGUGUGUCGGGUAAACAAGCCAGAGAGCAGAGCUCUGUCCACCGUUGGUCUGGAGCUGGACGGCAGGAGCCCGAGUGCCGCAGCUCGGGCCCUGGAGUCCCACGGGCCCUCGUGCAGCAGGGCAGGACCCAGAGCGCCGGGCGACCCGGCUCCCUGCUGCUCUCCGGCACUCGGUUAGGGAGGCAUGGCAUUCUCAGGCCCUUCCAUUCAGAGAGUAAGUGCUCAAGAAUUAGGCCAAGUUCACUUUCUAAAAACUCAUCUGUUAGAACAAAAGCCAGUGAUGCUGUACUAUUUUAGGUUUACCAAAUAGACUUGGAAUUCAUUUUUUUUCAUGGCCUUGAAAAAACAUUCUAGUGUUUGAGUUUUGUACUAUUAAAGGGCUUUUCAUUUGUGAAUUUGCAAAAGGCAUACAAGAGGCUUCUAAUUCUCUUUGUACUUUUGUAUAUGCGCCUGCGUUUCUGUUUCCUCUGACUUGGUGUGUGCUUGUCUGAUACGUGGAGUGUGGAGAACUGUUCGCCAAAUGACCAAACUGUUUUUAAUUUAUUUCCUUGAACGUUUUCCAAAUUAAAGCAGUUUUAUUAGUAAACAAUUACCCUGACUUGCACCACGUGAAUUCUUCUGCAGUGCUGGUAUGGGAAGCACUUCAUUUCCUUAUUUUUCCAUUUGUGCGUCUCCAUGCGCCACAGCUGGAGAGAGGUCCCGCCUUGGUCAGCUUGGGGUUCCCUCCUGUGGGUGCGCCCAGCACGUCUCUGAAGCUUGCCCAGUCUAAGGAGACUGGAGGGUGUGGUGUGUCAGCCAUCCCCCUUCUCCUUGUGCAGAGCUCAGCAGGGCUGGCCCAUCAUCUAUCUCUGCUCUGCUGUCCACCCCAACUCCUCCCAGCACCUCAGCACCCCAUGAUUAUGCAGAGGUAUCCAGCCCCAGGGACCUC